Frieseomelitta varia is the source of this 1113-nucleotide messenger RNA. Its product is annotated as phosphatidate cytidylyltransferase, mitochondrial. Gene Ontology annotation, biological process: cardiolipin biosynthetic process; CDP-diacylglycerol biosynthetic process. Lineage: Eukaryota; Metazoa; Arthropoda; Insecta; Hymenoptera; Apidae. Gene Ontology annotation, cellular component: mitochondrion. Gene Ontology annotation, molecular function: phosphatidate cytidylyltransferase activity. Bases 1 to 1113 code for a protein of 370 amino acids. The transcript has a single exon. The record is from RefSeq and is a predicted model, not a curated record.
AUGGAGAAAUUAAUAGGAGUCCAUCAGUUGAAAGAUAUACUCAACAACUUCCCAAGGACUGUAAAAUUUUGCUUUGCGUAUGGAUCUGCGGCGUUCAAACAAAUGAACAAUCAGUCGAACAGUAUGAUCGAUCUUGUAUUUGUUGUUCGUAAUGUAAAUCAAUGGCAUGCCGAAAAUUUAAAGCUCAAUCCAAAGCAUUAUGCCCAACCGCUGAAGCUUUUUGGACACAAGGCAAUUACUAACAUACAAGAGAAAUGGGGCGCUAAAGUAUAUUACAAUACGCUGGUUAAAAUGCCGCAAGGACAUAUGAUCAAGUACGGUGUAAUUUCUGAAGUUUCACUGAUAGAAGACCUACUGGAUUGGACUGACAUAUACUUAGCAGGGAGGCUACACAAACCAGUUAAAAUACUUGUGGAACCAAAUGAACAUUCUCAAUUACGCACAGCGUUGGUACAAAAUUUACAUUCGGCUGUACAUGCAGCAUUGUUGUUGCUCCCACAGCAUUUUACGGAAGUUGAGUUUUACAAAGUUAUAGCUGGCUUAUCCUAUAAUGGUGAUUUUCGUAUGACGUUUGGCGAAAAUAAAGAGAAAGUGAACAACAUUGUUUUACCCCAACUGACAUACUUUAGGCAAUUAUACAGCCCAAUUUUACAUCGUUUUGAGAAUUAUGUUGAUAUUCCAAAGUCUGAGAACAUGACUGUUACCUGCCAUCAAGAUACAAGCCCUACAACAAAAAUACAUCACUUGAAUCAGUUACCAAGAACACCGCAAGUCAAGCUUGUUAGGGCAUGGUCUCAAGGUCCCAGAUCAAAGGACACUGAAGAUUGUUUACGUGCAAUUGCUUAUGAUCCUGACUGUGGUGAAAUAUUAGAAGAUUGCUUGAGACAGAUUGUGUGGAGAUCCAGUGUUACCCAAAGUCUGAAGGGUAUUGUAACUGCUGGGUUUAUGAAAUCUAUUCAGUACAGUGCAGCGAAAGUAAUGAAGAUGUUGCAAACAAAUUCACAGAUAACUCCCCUUCCAAAAUUAGAGCCGAGUCAAAGUAAAGUUGAAAGAAUAGUGGAGAGUGUAAAGAAUCAGGCACAAUCAAAAGAAACAGACAAGCGCAUAGACUAG